Molecule: messenger RNA, 2273 nt
Organism: Hyla sarda
Lineage: Eukaryota; Metazoa; Chordata; Amphibia; Anura; Hylidae
Gene: TRAF3
Product: TNF receptor associated factor 3
Exons: 11
Coding region: 338-2023 (561 amino acids)
Biological process (GO): protein K63-linked ubiquitination; innate immune response; regulation of canonical NF-kappaB signal transduction
Cellular component (GO): plasma membrane signaling receptor complex
Molecular function (GO): tumor necrosis factor receptor binding; zinc ion binding
Source: RefSeq, a predicted model, not a curated record
UGGGCGCUAUGCUGUCUGCUUAUAGAAUCUGCAGCUGCAGCAUCUGUUCCUCCCCUGACCCCUCACCACUGCAAUGGCCUCAUUCCUACAAGCAGCCUGCAGAUAACAUGCUACCCGCUCCUGUGCAACUAGUAGAUGCCAGAUGCCCGCUUGGCCCAUGCCUACCUGGUCGCUUACCUCUACCCCAUCACAUCCUGAACAGUUUUGCUUGCAACUUGCUUUUUAAUUAUUUGCAUUAUUUAAUUUUAUCUUUUUCUUACCAUGGAAUCUAGAGACCUUUGGCAAGGCGCCAGCAGUGAAUUCAUUAAAGUCAGGAAAAGAAUUUAGCUGUUAUAUCAUGGAUGCCAGCAAACGGAUCGAACCACAAACACUACAGCAGAGAGCCAAUCCCGACCGCAGUCUCGCCACCACCAUCUACGUGCCAGAGCAAGGAGGGUACAAGGAAAAGUUUCUGAAACAGGUGGAAGAGAAGUACAAGUGCGAGAAGUGCAGGCUGGUCUUGUGUAACCCUCGGCAGACAGAAUGCGGACACCGCUAUUGUGAGACCUGCAUGAACUCCUUGUUAAGCUCCCCCACCCCACAAUGUCUGUCUUGUGAAGAAAUUAUUAUUAAAGAUAAGGUGUUUAAGGAUAACUGCUGCCGGAGAGAGGUGCUCGCACUUCAGAUGUACUGCAGGAAUGAGAGCCGAGGCUGCAAGGAGCAAAUAACACUAGGCACUUUAUUGAUUCACUUAAAAAGUGAUUGUCAGUUCGAGGAACUCGCCUGUCCCCGUGCGGACUGCAAGGAAAGAGUCAUCCGCAAGGAUCUCAGUGACCACAUAGAGAAGACAUGCAAGUACCGAGAAACGCCCUGUCAGUACUGCAAAAACCAAGUACCGCUGGUAGAAAUGCAGAAGCAUGAAGAUAUGGAUUGCCCGUCGGUCGUGGUGUCCUGCCCUCAUAAGUGUAGCGUAAAAAGUUUAUUGAGAAGUGAGUUGAAUGCUCAUUUAUUAGAAUGUGUGAAUGCCCCAAGUACCUGUAGUUUUAAACGUUAUGGCUGCAGUUUUAAGGGAACAAACCAGCAAAUUAAAGCACAUGAAGCCAGCUCUGCUGUUCAGCAUGUCAACUUAAUGAAAGAAUGGAGCAGUUUUUUGGAAACCAAGGUGUCGAAGUUACAAAACGAAAGCUCUGAAAAGAAUAAAAGUAUCCAGAUAUUGCACAACCAGAUGUGUAACUUUGAAGUGGAAAUUGAAAGACAUAAAGAUUUGUUACGAAACAAUGAAACAAAAAUUCUCCAUUUACAGAAGGUGAUUGAAGGCCAAGCAGACAAGCUGAAGGAUUUGGACAAGGAAAUUCGGAGUUUGCGGCAGACGGGAGAUGACGAAGAAAGCGUGAAAAGCACCAUUGAUGCCUUUAAGGCUCGUUUAGUGCAAUUGGAAACUCUCAGUAAAACUGCAGUCGCGUGGAACCCUGGUGUCUUGGAGACUCAAAUCAACAGACACGAUCAGAUGCUGAGCGUUCACGACAUCCGUCUGGCUGAUAUGGACCUCCGGUUCCAAGUACUGGAGACGGCAAGUUACAAUGGCGUCCUGAUCUGGAAGAUCCGAGAUUACAAGAGGCGGAAGCAGGAGGCUGUUAUGGGGAAGACGUUGUCUUUGUACAGCCAGCCCUUUUACACUGGAUACUUUGGAUAUAAAAUGUGCGCAAGGGUCUAUCUCAACGGGGACGGCAUGGGGAAGAACACGCACUUGUCCCUGUUCUUUGUCAUCAUGAGGGGAGAGUACGAUGCUCUGCUGCCUUGGCCUUUCAAACAAAAAGUCAGCCUUAUGCUCAUGGACCAGGGACCAUCCAGACGGCAUUUAGGGGACGCCUUCAAGCCGGACCCGAACAGCAGUAGCUUCAAAAAACCCACCGGGGAAAUGAACAUUGCCUCCGGAUGCCCCGUAUUCGUCGCCCAGUCCGUCUUAGAGAAUGGGACGUACAUUAAAGAUGAUACUAUUUUUAUUAAAGUCAUAGUUGAUACCUCGGACCUGCCAGACCCCUGAUAGUAGGCGGCCCGGGUGUUGUCAGGUAGAAGACAGACCAGCUUUGGGGUGUUUUGUACGUCAGGAGGGAGGUCCACAGGUUUAAAUGAGGACCCGACGGUGCUCGACGAGAGAAGGCUAAAGGAACAAGGAUGUAGGGUCCGGCGCGCAAGACCGCAACUUUCUGCGCAUAAAAAGAUCGAAAUUUCUUUGUUGUGUUGAUGAGAAUGUUAAGAGUAGUGUAACCAUUGUGAAAGUUGCAGUUGUAUUU